AUGAUUGGCAGAGCUCAUCGAGUUGUCUGUCCCUCACAGGUGUCAGUGACAUUUGAAGACGUGGCUGUGCUCUUUACUCGGGACGAGUGGAAGAAGCUGGAUCUGUCUCAGAGAAGCCUGUACCGUGAGGUGAUGCUGGAGAACUACAGCAACCUGGCCUCCAUGGGAUUCCUGUUUACCAAACCAAAGGUGAUCUCCCUGUUGCAGCAAGGAGAGGAUCCCUGGCAGGUGGAGAAAGAGGGCCCCAGAUACUUCUCUCUCGGAUUGAAGUGCAGUCAUAGAACCACUAAGUCAACUCAAACACAAGACUCUUCAUUUCAGGAACUGAUUGUGAGGAAAUCUAAAAGAACCUUUGCCUUCGAACCUUUGAACAUGAAGUCAGAAAAUCUUUUUAUACAUGAAGGCAAAUUAGAGGAAAAGUGGGAUAAGAAUACUUUGACUGUAGAAAGAAGCCAUAAAAACAAUGAAUUUAGCCCAAAGUCCCAUAGAGAAAAAAGGUCCUCAGAAUGUGAAAAGCAGAUAUCUUAUUUAUCUAACCCACCAGGAAUCACACCGGAUAAACGCUAUAAAUGUAGCAUGUGUGAGAAAACCUUCAUUAACACCUCAUCCCUUCGUAAACAUGAGAAAAAUCAUAGUGGAGAGAAAUUAUUUAAAUGUAAAGAAUGUUCAAAAGCCUUCAGCCAAAGUUCAGCCCUUAUUCAACAUCAAAUAACUCACACUGGAGAGAAGCCUUACGUAUGUAAAGAGUGUGGGAAGGCCUUCACUCUCAGUACGUCCCUGUAUAAACAUCUCAGAACCCACACUGUGGAGAAAUCCUACAGAUGUAAGGAAUGUGGUAAAUCCUUUGGCCGAAGGUCAGGUCUUUUUAUACACCAGAAGAUCCAUGCCCGAGAAAACCCUCAUAGAUAUAACCCAGGAAGGAAGGCAUCUGCUUCCCUCUCAGGAUGCCAGAGAGCUCAUUCCAGGAAGAAGACCUACUUGUGUAACGAAUGCGGCAACACCUUCAAGUCUAGCUCCUCCCUCCGUUACCAUCAGAGAAUCCACACCGGAGAGAAACCUUUCAGAUGUAGCGAAUGCGGUAGAGCCUUCAGUCAGAGCGCAUCACUUAUUCAGCACGAAAGAAUCCACACGGGAGAAAAGCCCUACAGGUGUGGCGAGUGUGGGAAAGGCUUCACUUCUAUCUCAAGACUCAAUAGACACCGGAUAAUUCACACAGGAGAGAAAUUUUAUAAUUGCAAUGAGUGUGGCAAAGCCUUAAGUUCCCACUCAACUCUUAUUAUUCACGAACGAAUCCACACUGGAGAGAAACCGUGUAAAUGUAAAGUUUGUGGAAAAGCCUUCAGACAGAGUUCAGCUCUGAUCCAACAUCAGAGAAUGCACACUGGGGAAAGACCCUAUAAAUGUAACGAGUGUGGGAAAACAUUCAGGUGUAACUCAUCCCUAAGUAACCAUCAGCGAAUCCACACUGGAGAGAAACCGUACCGAUGUCAGGAAUGUGGGAUGUCAUUUGGUCAAAGUUCUGCUCUUAUUCAGCACCGAAGGAUUCACACAGGAGAGAAACCGUUUAAAUGUAACACAUGCGGAAAGACCUUUAGGCAGAGCUCCUCACGUAUAGCACAUCAGCGAAUUCAUACUGGGGAGAAACCCUACGAAUGUAACACGUGUGGGAAACUUUUCAACUAUAGGUCAUCCCUUACCAAUCAUUAUAAAAUCCAUGUGGAUGAGGACCCUUAAAAAGUAAAUUUGCAUGUAGAAAAGCCUUAAACCAAAGCUCUUCAGAGAACGGGCUUGAGAGCUGUAAUAAACAUACUAUGGCGUCCCUAUAGUCAUUUAGUUACUGUCAACUAAAUUCCAUGGAUAAAUCCUGUGUAACAGGUAGGAGCGAAAUAUUCAUGCCUGUCCAACACUUUAAAAAAAAUUGCUUGAAAUCUGGUGGUUACGUGUAGUCCUGGCUACUGGGGACCCUGAGAAUUGCUUGACUCCACGAGUUUGAAGAGCAAAUGUAUGGAGCUUUCAUCUCAGAAGAUUAGUGACCUGAAAUGAAGAAUUCACAGCUGAGGGCCUUGACUUCAGGUAUUUGGAAAAUGGUGCUUUUCUCUAUGCAACAAUGUGUGCUAGAUACAAUUGUAAUCAUAGGCAUCUAAGUGAACAGAGGAGUGGGAUGGACUUAGCAAAACACAACACUCUACUGUUGUGAUACUUUUAUACUAUUUUAAUAAUAUCCAAAAGGGAUCAACACAUUUAAAAAAAAAAAGAGCCAAAAAGAAUAAAAUGAACUGUAA
Messenger RNA from Rattus rattus (black rat), 2282 nucleotides. RefSeq names its product zinc finger protein 354A. Lineage: Eukaryota; Metazoa; Chordata; Mammalia; Rodentia; Muridae. The record is from RefSeq and is a predicted model, not a curated record. The transcript has 4 exons. The coding region runs from base 1 to 1734 and encodes 577 amino acids. Gene Ontology annotation, molecular function: RNA polymerase II cis-regulatory region sequence-specific DNA binding; DNA-binding transcription factor activity, RNA polymerase II-specific. Gene Ontology annotation, biological process: regulation of DNA-templated transcription.